AUGUUAAGAAUUUCUAGUGAAAUAAAAUCUCCAUUCGAAUAUGUACCACUUAAACAAAUCAAUAUUGAAGCAACAAUUCGUUCAUUUGCUGCUGAUGUAACAAUAACACAAAUAUUUCGAAAUGAUGAAUAUACAUCUAUUGAAGCUGUUUAUUGUUUUCCUAUUGAAGAACAAGCAGCUAUUUAUAGUUUUACAGCUCGUAUUGAUAAUCGAGAAAUCAUUGCACAAUUAAAAGAAAAAAAAGAAGUUCAAUUUGAAUAUAAUAAUACUUUAAUACAACAACAACAACAACGACAACAAUAUAGUACUUAUUUAUUAGAACAAGAUGAAAAAUCACAAGAUACUUUUAUUAUUAAUGUUGGUAAAUUACCUCCAUCAAAAGAAUGUAUAAUAACUAUAUCAUAUGUUACAGAAUUAGAUCUUAUACAAGAUUCAAUAAUUCGUUUUGUUAUUCCAACAACUAUUGCACCUCGAUAUGAUUCUCAAAAAAAACGUAUUAGCUCACCAAUGAAUAUCAAAUCAAAAUAUGUUCAAUCAAUACCAUAUAUAAUUGAAUUUCGAUGUCGUAUUGAAAAAAUCUAUGGACCUAAUGAACAACAAUAUAUAGCACGAUUAAAUUCUCCAUCACAUCAUGUUGAUAUUGAUCUUUCUGUACAUGAUGCUUAUAUAGUUACAUUUGCACAAAAGAAUACAUAUUUAGAUCGUGAUAUACUUUUGAAUAUAAAAUUAUCUGAUAAACGUGCAAAUACAUUUAUUGUUGUUGAAUCAAAUGCUGCUAUGGCUGCCGUAACACCAUUUGAAGAAGAUUGUUAUUUAACAUUAAAUAAUAAACAAACAAAUGAAUUUAUAUUUAUACUUGAUUGUAGUGGAUCAAUGAGAAAUGAAAAUAAAAUUGGAUUAGCUCGUGAAGCUAUGUUAUUUUUUAUUAAAAAUCUUCCAAUAAAUUGUUAUUUUAAUAUAAUUAAAUUUGGAGCGAAAUAUAGUUGUUUAUUUAAUGAAUCGACUGCUUUUUAUAAUAAUGUGAAUAUAAGAAUUGCUGAGAAAUUUAUUAGUCAAAUACGAGCAGAUUUCGGUGGUACUGAAAUACUUGCACCUUUACAAUGGCUAGAACGUCAUCCACCUCAUAUUGAUCGUGCUCGUCAAGUAUUUCUUUUAACUGAUGGUGAAGUUUCAAAUGUAUCUGAAGUAUUAGAAUUAUGUCGUUCAAUGGCUUCAUCAACUCGAAUAUUUUCAUUUGGUUUGGGUGCAUCACCAAGUCGAUCUCUUGUAAAAGGUCUUGCACGAACAACAAAUGGUCGAUUUAUUUUUAUUCCACCAAAUACUCAUAUUGAUAUUUAUAUUCGAGAACAAUUACAAAAAGCAAUUCAACGAUGUAUUACAAAUAUUCGUAUUCAAUGGAAUCUUGGAGUUUCUAUACAAAAUGUACCAAAUCAACUAUCACCAGCCUAUAUAAAUGAUCGUUUAAUUAUUUAUGCUCUAACAAAUAAUCAAACAAUAGAAUUAAAUCAUAAAUCUUCAAUUGAAAUUCGAACUGAUCAAAGUUAUUAUCGUUUAGGUAUAACGCAUGCUGAUCGUAUAACAAAUAAUACUAAAAUGAUAGCACGUCUUGCUGCUAAAGCAUUAAUACUUGAAUUAGAAUAUUGUAAAAUAUCACGAAAAAGUACAAAACAAGUACGAUUUGCAGAUAUUAACUAUGAUUCAAAAAAUAACAAUGAUAUUAUUCGAACAAAAGAAGAUAUUAAACAACGUAUUAUUAAUUUAUCAUUACAAUAUAAUAUUCUUAGUCGAUAUACAGCAUUUGUUGGUAUUGAAAAAUAUCUCAAUAAUAGUAAUAUUAAUAUGGUCUUACGUGAAGUACCAAUACAAAUAUCAGCUGAUAGUCAAUAUAUUCAAUCAAUUGAUUCAAGAUCGAAAAAAAUUUUAAACAAUAUCAAUAAUAUUGAUUCAUAUUUUUUCGCAAGAGAUUUCGACAAUCAAUCAAUACAUAUCGAAAGAUCAAGAGAACAAUCAUUAACUAAAAUGAAUGUAUUGAUAAAUGAUAAAUAUAUGAAGUAUGAUCAAGAACAAGAUUCUCUUGAGCACAUUCAAUCUCAUCAUAGUAUUUCAAUUCCUGUACAAUUGAGUACAACUAAAGACAAUAGUUUCGUGUUCGUAUCAAAUGAACAUAAGCUUAUGCAAGAUAAUAUGCUAAAGAAAGAAAUAUAUCAAUAUCAAGAUGACAUACGAUCGAUGAAUGAUAAAGAUCUUGUUCAUUAUUUAAUAAAUAAACAAAAAAAUGAUGGUCUUUGGAAUUUUGAUUCAAAUAGAAAAACAAUAAAAGAUUUAACAGGAAAACCGUUUACUAUUUUUCAAUCAUCUGAAAUUCAUAGUAAUACUCAAAUCUUGAUUACAGCUAUUAUUAUUGUCUUAUUUGAAGUAAGGUAUACAGCUUUACGUUCAAUAUGGGAUGAUGCUAUAGACAAAGCACGUCGAUGUUUAAUUAAUUUAUUAAAUAAUGAUUGGAAACAAUUAGUUUUUUUAUUUAGACAUAUUAGAAUAAUAUUAAGUGGAUAA
Molecule: messenger RNA, 2553 nt
Organism: Rotaria sp. Silwood1
Lineage: Eukaryota; Metazoa; Rotifera; Eurotatoria; Philodinida; Philodinidae
Source: the annotation of a GenBank genome assembly